AUGCUGCCCAGAGACAAGCAGCGUCGCACAACCCACUACAACUCGUCGCUCGAAAAGGCUAUGAGCCACUCCGAGGCAAAGCAGUUCUACCAACGACAGCGCGCCGAGAAGCUCGACACUCCAACCAUGACCAAGUCGCGCACCCUCAGCUCCCACGUCGCGCCCGAGUCCACCACCUUCUCUCCGCUUAAUCCGCUCAGAGCCAGCAAGAGCAAUGCCAGCCUGCAAGCGAAGGAUGCCUCGUACCAAUCCGCCCUGCCCAUUGGCAUGGCGAAUGCUGCGAAGCCUCCCACCAGCGCCGAAGUUCAGACUCCUGGUCUCGGCCACUUCGAUACUGCUCGCCACUCUUUCUCCCAACAGAACGAUGCCCCUUCGCCCCUGAUCCAAGCCGACCGCGACGCUCGCGCUCACAACCACCAUCCCAACCUACCCCAUGAGCAGAAGCCUUUCUUGGAGCAACAGGGCCUACAUGGUGCCGGCGCAGGUGUUGGUCUGGGAAGCGGCUCUGGAGGCUUCGCCGUCGACGACUCAAAGGUCACUACCGAGCUCACUGCCAUUUACAGCAACAUCCAGAAGGUCUUGGAUCUGAGACACAAGUACAUGCGCUUGUCGCUACAGGGCGCUACAGACAACCCCAAGGAUGAACCUGGCUGGACCAUAUACCCCCCUCAUCCAGACCCUUCGUGGCAAGAGUACGAGCAGAACAUGACAGAGAGUCAAGACCUCAAGACUCCGCGUAGAAGACCUCGUAAGAUGGGCCAGAACAUUGGUGAAGACUUCGAGCUUGACGACCUAAUGCCCCUCCCUGGCCCCGGCGAGAUGGCCUUCCGUCUCGACUCCAACGGCGUCUACCAAGUCUAUGAGAACAACAAAGCCGCCGAGCACGACUCUCCCAUUGUCCAUAUCCCAACCAUCCGCGAGUUCUACAUGGACCUUGACGCUAUCUUGACCGUAUCCUCGGACGGUCCCAGCAAGAGUUUCGCCUUCCGUCGUUUGCAGUACCUUGAAGGCAAAUUCAACUUGUACAUUUUGCUCAAUGAGUACCAAGAAAUUGCAGACACAAAAGCAGUACCACACAGAGACUUCUACAACGUCCGAAAGGUUGACACUCACGUACACCAUUCGGCUUGUAUGAACCAAAAGCAUUUGCUGCGCUUCAUCAAGAGUAAGAUGAAGAAGAGCCCUAACGAGGUUGUCUUGUACCGCGAUGGCAAGCAUCUGACUCUGCGAGAGGUCUUUGAAAGUAUUAACUUGACUGCUUACGAUCUCUCGAUUGACACACUCGACAUGCACGCUCACACCGACUCGUUCCACCGCUUCGACAAGUUCAACCUCAAGUAUAAUCCAGUCGGAGAGUCGCGUCUGCGUACCAUCUUCCUCAAGACAGACAACUACAUUCAUGGCAGGUACCUGGCCGAAAUCACAAAAGAGGUCAUAGCCGAUCUCGAGGCAAGCAAGUACCAGAUGGUGGAAUGGCGCAUCUCCGUUUAUGGUCGUGACCUGGAAGAGUGGGACAAGUUGGCGGCAUGGGUUGUGGACAACAAGCUGUAUUCGCCUAACGUGCGGUGGUUGAUUCAGAUUCCUCGCCUGUACGAUGUCUACAAAAACUCCAGCCUGAUGGAGAACUUUGAGCAGGUCAUUCAGAACGUCUUCCAGCCUCUUUUCGAAGUCACGCAAGACCCAUCGUCGCAUCCGAAACUGCACAUUUUCUUGCAAAGAGUCAUUGGCUUCGACUCAGUUGAUGACGAGAGCAAGACGGAGCGUAGAAUCUACCGCAAGUUUCCUCUGCCCAACGAAUGGAACACUGCUCAGAACCCGCCCUACUCGUACUGGAUCUACUAUCUGUUCGCGAACAUCUCGUCGCUCAACGUCUGGCGCAAGCAGCGUGGCUUCAACACGUUCCUGUUGAGACCUCACUGUGGUGAGGCUGGAGACACUGACCAUCUUGCUGCCGCUGUUCUGUGCUGUCACAGCAUCUCGCACGGUCUGCUGCUGCGCAAGGUACCUUUGCUGCAAUACAUUUUCUAUCUUGAGCAGAUCGGCGUCGCAAUGUCGCCCUUGUCCAACAAUGCCCUGUUCCUCGCUUACGAGCGCAACCCUUUCCUGUUAUACUUCCGUCGCGGUCUGAAUGUCUCUCUUUCUACCGACGAUCCCCUACAAUUCGCCUUUACGAAGGAACCCCUCAUCGAAGAGUACGCAGUGGCUGCCCAGAUCUACAAGCUCAGUGCAGUCGACAUGUGCGAGCUCGCAAAGCACUCGGUGCUUCAAAGCGGAUUCGAGCAUUCGGUCAAACAACGCUGGCUUGGUCACAACUACCAUCUUGCUGGGGUUGCUGGAAACAACAUGGCAAAGGUCAACGUGCCAAACAUCCGCGAGGCCUUCCGUCAUGAGACUUGGUUGCAAGAACUUGCCAUGUAUGCUAAUCUUCCUAACGGCAGAAGGUCACCCACAUUUACUGAUUUCCCGCUCUAG
Molecule: messenger RNA, 2472 nt
Organism: Aureobasidium namibiae CBS 147.97
Lineage: Eukaryota; Fungi; Ascomycota; Dothideomycetes; Dothideales; Saccotheciaceae
Product: AMP deaminase
Exons: 1
Coding region: 1-2472 (823 amino acids)
Biological process (GO): IMP salvage; AMP metabolic process
Cellular component (GO): cytosol
Molecular function (GO): AMP deaminase activity
Source: RefSeq, a predicted model, not a curated record